Messenger RNA from Musca domestica (house fly), 2417 nucleotides. RefSeq names its product protein shifted (gene shf). Gene Ontology annotation, molecular function: signaling receptor binding. The transcript has 8 exons. Bases 690 to 2180 code for a protein of 496 amino acids. The record is from RefSeq and is a predicted model, not a curated record. Gene Ontology annotation, cellular component: extracellular region; cell surface. Gene Ontology annotation, biological process: anatomical structure development. Lineage: Eukaryota; Metazoa; Arthropoda; Insecta; Diptera; Muscidae.
GUUCGAGUUCGACAAGUGGUUAAAAUACGCGUAGCGGCAGAUCGUCGUAUUUGGCUAAAAGAGAGAAGAAGAAACAGAAAAUAAAAACUUAGUUUAGUUAAUGUACAACAAGAAACAUCGUUGUUCUUGUUGUUGUUGUUGUUACUGCUGCCGUUUUCAGAUUCUUUGCAAAAAAAAAAAACAAACGCGAAAUAAAAUUGAAGCUAUACGGGAUACAGUGAGUGCGUCGUGCCUUGUGGGCCAAGAAGCAUCUAAACUUCGUUUAAGCUGUGAUUUUAUGGCCUUUUAAGUGUUAAUUAAAGUGGCAAAAAAUUAUAAAAAAUUGUUUUGUUUGUGAUACGCAUAAAUAAAUUGUGUCUUAUUAAAGAAGUAGACGAACAACAACAGCAGCAGCAAUAAAAAAGCGACCAAGUUAACUAAUCGCAAAAAACAGAUGGUGUAACAUCAUUAUCACCUGCAAGUGUCUCAGCUGCCCUGGUAUUGGUAUCCUCGUCCAAACGAAAAAAAAAGCCCAGUAACAUCGUACGACCAGCGCCAUAUAUAGCAGCAUCCAUAACGUCGCACAGACGGACAGCCAGUCAGACCUCAUCAUUUCGCCGUUGUCGUCUUCGACGUGAUAUCAACAACAGACAGCCAAGUCACCUGGCCGGCUUGUUAAUAGGGUAAUAAAAAGAGUUAAUGAGAUUUAGAUGAUGAUGGCGAUGAAAAGAUCCAAUGAAAACAAACAAAACAAUGACUUUGGGACAAUGUCCAUGUGGUUUGUUUAUCUAAUGCUAAUAAUAUUGAUGCACUCCAUGUGGAUUGAUGGCGUGGAGGCGCGACAGCAACACGAUGAUAAAAUAAAUGAGGCUGGACACCAUAGAAGACGUGGCGGUGUCGGUGGUGGUGGUGGUGGCGGAGGUAGUGUGAAGCGUAUAGACAGUGGUUCUGCGUAUGAGGUAUAUCCUCACAAGAAUCAUCAUCAUCGAAAUCGUGACAAUGUCAGUCACCGCAAUGCAUUUCCACCAAAUGCAAUGGGUGGUGAAGGUGCUGUUGGCGGCAAUGGCAGUGGCAACGGUCAUGGCAAUAAACGACGUGAUCGUCCCAAUGAUAAUCCCAAUGGUCAUCAACGGAAGCAUCGUCAUCGAAAACGCAAUCGUUCCAACAACUCCAAAGAGAAUCUCUCGCUGUGGAUCAACGAGGAACAGCUGAAAAUGUUAACGGCUCUAUUCUUUCCUCAAGGUUAUGUGCAAGGACGUGUCUAUGCCAUACACAACGGCCAUGUGAUGAACGAUAUCCGUGAUGGUCGUAUUUAUGAAUAUCUUAUUAUACCGCCCGAGGUGAAUCAUGUCAAUUUCACUUGGAAGUCGGGGCAGACGAAGUAUUUCUAUCAUUUUGAUCUGUUGGAGUCGAUGGAUGAGAGUAUUUUGAAAGCCCCAACCGUAUCGAUAAAGACCAAAGGUCGUAUACCCAAGGAGGAGAAGAAUUUCAGCGUUUUCCUGCCCUGCAGCGGCAACAACAGUGGCACAGCCAUGUUCAAUGUCGGCCUCACCAUCCAGAAUGGCAAUAAUGUAACGCUGCCCGGCACCCCGAUACGUUUGCACUUCAAAAAGGAGUGUGCACAUAGAGGUGUGUAUGACAACCCCGACACGACAAAUCCCACACAAAACACCUCUCUCCAAGGUCCUGAUCCCGAGUGUCAUUUGAAGUGUGGUGAACAUGGUUUCUGUAAUCAUCGCAAUAUCUGCCAGUGUCAUUCCGGUUAUAUCGGUCAGUAUUGUGAGAAGGCGUUCUGUUUUCCCCAGUGCAUGAACGGUGGUAAUUGUACAGCGCCAUCGGUAUGCACAUGUCCGGAUGGCUAUCAGGGCACACAAUGUGAAGGGGGUAUCUGUUCCCAAAAAUGCUUAAAUGGUGGCAAAUGCGUGCAAAAGGACAAAUGUGACUGUCGCCGAGGUUACUAUGGACUGCGUUGUGAAUUUUCAAAAUGUGAAAUAUCCUGCAUGCAUGGUGGUCGUUGCAUUGGCACGAAUUUAUGUCGCUGUGCCGAGGGCCUUAGCGGCAAUCAUUGUGAAAUUGGACGUCGCCAGAGAACAAAUUGCAAACGAAAGUGUAAACAUGGCGAAUGUAUGCCCAAUAAGACAUGUAAAUGUAAGGAAGGCUACUAUGGACGAUAUUGCAAUCAACGUGUAAAAAAACAUUGAACCCAUAUGAAGAUCACAGAUGUUCGGGUCAAAUAAAAAGAAGAAAACACCAAUCAAACUUAGUUUAGUUUCUUAAGGAGAUAAAUAUAUAUUUUAUAUUUUUUAAAUUUAAACAGCCACCGAAUUUAUGGAUUUGUGGACAUUGUGUUAUCAUUAAAAUCCAUUCUAUUUACUACGUCUAUGCGUUCUUGUGUAAUUUUUUCGAUAAAACCCUUUUAUAACAAAACUUGUGAUAAA